This is a messenger RNA of Amorphotheca resinae ATCC 22711, 345 nucleotides long. RefSeq lists its product as hypothetical. NCBI's taxonomy places the organism in Eukaryota, Fungi, Ascomycota, Leotiomycetes, Helotiales, Amorphothecaceae. Bases 1 to 345 code for a protein of 114 amino acids. The record is from RefSeq and is a predicted model, not a curated record. The transcript has a single exon.
AUGACAUUGAGCACCUGGACCCCGUCCCGUGGGCGUCAGCGGGCCCAGCAGCACGGUACUUGUGUCGCCGUGUGCAUCCUUCUGGAAGCUGCCAGACUACUGAUCCUUGGGGACUGCGAUCCUGGCUGCUUCUGCUGCCAUGUGUGUGCCAUGUGGGAGGGCGUGUUGUGGGGCCCCGAACCAGCCAACGGAAACUCAGGAGGGCUCAGUUGCCGCGUCGAGCUCGUGAGAGACCCUGUUGGACGACAUUAUGAGGGUCAUGCAUUAUGUAUCCACCGUACGAAGGAGAGUGUAGCCGACUAUGGCAUCUCGCUGAUUCGCUGUAUAAUCGUGGAGUUUGAGUAG